AUGAAGUACGUUAUUGAACACAUGGAGCUGGGCUUCACGCCCUGGGUGGUGCUUGAGUACGCACAGAUCAUCAAGGAUGUAGGAAAGGAGAACUUGUACUUGGUUUCACUUCCGGAGGGAACAACGGAGGCAGACAUGCCCAAGGAGCUUAUCGAUCUCGGGUUGCAGUGGACCACAGAAGACAUCGUCCCGUAUUUGGCCGGGAUGGAGGAUGUCCAGGACAAGAGCGACCUCUGCUUGCUUGAUCCUCGGGCUGAGAUCGACCUCCAGCCGUCGGACACAGCGAACUUCAAGUACUUCAUUUUUGGGGGGAUUCUCGGCGACCACCCUCCAAGGGACCGGACGGGGGAGUUGAAGAAGAAGCUGCUAUGCGCCACGCGUCGUUUGGGCAGCUUGCAAAUGACUACGGACACGGCCGUGCGGACGACCCAGAUUAUCCUCGAGAAGCAGACGAAGUUUGAGAACAUCAAGUUCAUAGACUACCCGGAGAUCAGGUUCAACAAACACGAGGCGACGGAGAUGCCGUUCAGAUACGUGCUCGACUCCAACGGCACCCCGAUCUUCCCCAAGGGAAUGGUGGAGCUCAUCCAUGCAGACAACAUGAAGAGUUUGGACGACUUUUUCUACAGAGAAAUGAUUGUCGGCCUACGUGGAAAAACUAUGACCGUUCCAGAAACUCAAAAAGCCAUUGUCUUCUAUAAGCAUGGAGGGCCGCUUGAAUACACCGACAUUCCGGUUCCUUCCCCAAAAGCCAACGAGAUACUUGUCAACGUCAAGUUCUCCGGGGUUUGUCACAGUGACCUACACGCCUGGAAAGGUGACUGGCCAUCAAAGACAAUUUUACCUCUUGUAGGUGGACACGAGGGAACGGGUGUAGUUGUUGCAAAGGGCGCCAAUGUUACAAGCUUUGAGAUAGGUGACUAUGCAGGCAUCAAAUGGCUCAACAAGUCGUGCUUAUGCUGCGAAUUCUGUCGAAAGGGCGCAGAGAUAGACUGUCCUAAGGCAGUCAUAUCCGGAUACGCACAGAAUGGCACUUUCCAGCAAUAUGCUUUAGCUGACGCUGUUCAAGCAGCUCAGCUGCCACAAAAUAUCAACCUGGCCGAAGUUGCUCCGAUCUUGUGCGCAGGAUUGACUGUGUACAAAGCUCUCAAAACUGCCGAACUGUUAGCUGGUGAGUGGGUGGUGAUUUCAGGCGCAGGCGGAGGAUUAGGCUCCAUGGCUGUUCAGUAUGCCAAGGCAAUGGGAAUGAGAGUCCUGGCCAUUGACGGGGGUGAGGAGAAAGGAGGCCUUGUCAAAUCCUUGGGAGCUGAAAUCUAUAUUGACUUUUUGGAAGCCAAAGAUUUAGUCUCAGAAGUCAAAGAAGCGACCAUGGGGGGAGCUCAUGGGGUGAUCAAUGUCUCUGUUUCUCCAGUGGCCAUAUCUCAAUCCUGCCAGUAUACUAGAAAUGGCGGGAAAAUCAUCUUUGUCGGCUUGCCGCCCGAUGCCGUGUGCAACACGUCAGUGUUCGACAUUGUUUGUAAGUCUCUACAGAUCAAGGGCUCGUCCGUUGGCAACAGAGAAGACACUGCCCAAGCAGUGGACUUUUAUAUCAGAGGUUUGAUUAAAUCUCCGAUAAAGAUUGUUGGACUAUCGAAGAUACCAGAGGUCUUUAAACUGAUGGAGGAAGCUGUUCUGGCCGGAAUCACAUCUGCUCUUCGCCUGGACUUUGAAAGGCACAUUGAAAUUGAAACAGUGACGUUGAAUGUCACUGAAUACACUGCAAUUUUGAACACUACAGAGUUUCUUCUAUGUUUCAACAACUCAGGCUCAUAUGACCUCCAUUUUUUAAACACUUCUGGAAAUGCGGCCCCCACCUUAGGUAUUAUUGGGUCUGAAUCUCCCUCUAGCGCAGACUACAAACUUCUUCACUCUUGUUUUGUUCAGCAAGAGAUAGAUGAUGUGGGAGCUUAUUUCUCACCCUAUUUGUAUUUGGAAGGCGAUAAUGAUGGUUACAGUGUUCAAGCAAUUGAUACUGAGUCCGAAAAAACCUUUUGGAUCUGUAUCUCGCAUUUGCACCUCAGAAGCACCGAAGUGCUUUACACGGUAUUAGUCUAUUCACUUGCUGCACAUAUUGAACUCCUCAAAGACUCCAUGACCUUCCUGGCAGUGCUUUGGCAAGCAAGUGCAAAGCCUGCGUCUUUGGCGUUGGUUAAGACCUCCUUCCCUAAUGAUGUUUGCGAUUCCUUUGUUCCCUCCGGGUUGAAAGGUACCUGCUACAAGUCCGGUAUCAUUGUCAACAAAUUCAACCAAAUGUGUGAUGUUACAAACGAAAAGAUUCUGAAGAUCCUUAACGGCAAAAUCCCACAAGUUACUUUUAGUUGCAAUGCUACAGCGCAAGUUUGCGAUUUUCAGUUCUGGAUAGACGAAGUGGAAAGUUUCUACUGCGACUUGAGUCAUUGUGAUUACGAAUACGAUUUGAACUCAAAUGCCACACACUACAAGUGUAAUGAUGCUCAGUGUAGUUGUUUGGCAGGAAGAAUGUUAUGUGGGGAAAACGGCUCCGUUGAUAUUUCUGACUUUUUGAGUCACGAAAUUAAAGGACCUGCUGACUUUUCUUGCGAUUUGAAUUCGCAAAAUUGUAAGUUCAGCGAGCCUAGUAUGAAUGAUCUCAUUUCUUCAGUUUUUGGUGAUCCACAAAUUAAUUUAUUCUGUCAAUCGGGAGAAUGUUUGCACAAGUCAGAGAUUCCUGGCUUCCAGAUACCGGGUAAGGACAGGUUUACUCUCAUAGAUUUCACAAAGGUAUCAAGUGUCUUUUUGGGCUGUUUAAUUGUUCUACUCUUGUCCUUUGAGAAGGUCAAAUCUUCUCCAUUGUUUUUGAAGUCUGUUUACUUGCCUGAUGGUGAUGACGGUAAUGCAGAACUAGUCACAGCCAAUCUUAUGUUGGAAAAUUAUAAACAAGCAACACUUUCUUUUGACAACGUGUGCUAUGCCAUCAAAAGUAAGCCGGUUUUGAACAAUGCCUACGGUCAAGUAAAUCCGGGUGAAUGUAUGGCUAUAAUGGGCAGCUCUGGUGCAGGAAAGUCAACACUAUUAGACAUUUUGGCUUGUAAGAAUAAGGGUGGCUUUAUCUCUGGUGACUUGUACAUUAACGGAAAAAGGCUAGUUACACAACACGAAUUUAAGAUAUUCCAGAAUUCUAUUGGGUUUGUGAACCAAGACGACAUCAUGAUCUCAACUUUGACUGUUUAUGAAACGGUUCUCAAUAGUGCCUUGUUAAGAUUGCCUAACUCUAUGCCUUUUGAGGUCAAGCAAUCAAAAGUUUUACAGAUUUUAACCGAGUUGAAGAUCCUUCAUCUCAAAGACGUAUUAGUUGGCUCGGAUUUUGAAAGAGGCAUUUCAGGAGGUGAGAAAAGAAGAGUUGCAAUUGCGUGUGAGUUGGUCACUUCUCCAUCCAUAUUAUUCCUUGAUGAACCAACCUCGGGGUUGGACGGGUAUAAUGCAUUCAAUGUGGUUGAAUGUUUGGUGCGGCUUGCCAAAGUUUACAACAGAACAAUCAUCUUUACUAUCCACCAGCCAAGAAGUAACAUCGUCUCACUUUUCGAUAAGCUAUUGCUUUUGUCAGACGGUGACCUAAUUUAUUCGGGUGAAAUGGGAGAUUGUGCCAAAUAUUUUUCAAGCAUUGGGUUCAAUUGCCCAGUUGGAUACAACAUUGCAGAUUACUUGAUCGACAUAACAAACCAAAAGUUCGAGACCACUGCGGACUUUUCAGCCGAGGACCCCCAUGACAGUGAUCCUAACCUUGAGACAAACGAAGUGUCAGAAUGGCAGCAUUACGCUUCUCACAGAGAUGAAUUGGCCAAAACGUUGAAUCCAAAUAAAAUAAUCACCCGAAACGAUAAAAACUUGGCUCAAUAUUUUAAAAAUUCAUAUGUUGCGAUUUCAGUCAAAUCUGCAAUCAAUGAGCAAGUCAAUAACCUCAACUUCCUAUUUUUCGAAAUUGAUUCCAAUCUGUCCAAAGCAAACUGGUUCAAUCAACUCAUUGUUUUAUCAUCAAGGACAUUCAAAAAUUCCUAUCGUAAUCCUAAGCUAUUAUUAGGACAUUACUUACUAUCUUUAAUAAUGGGAUUAUUUUGCUCCUAUCUUUACUACGACGUUGAGAAUAAUAUCAGUGGUUUUCAAAAUAGGUUGGGCUUAUUUUUUUUCUUGUUAACUUUGUUUGGUUUCAGCUCAUUGACGGGAUUGGAUUCAUUUUCGAAGGAAAGGGCUGUUUUUGUUAGAGAAAGAUCGAAUAAUUACUACAGUCCCUUAAGUUAUUACUUUUCCAAACUCUUGUGUGAUGUCCUACCAUUAAGGGUUUUUCCUCCGGUUAUAUUACUUGCAAUUAUUUAUCCAUUAGUGGGGUUAAACAUGUCGGGUUACAAAUUUUGGGUUUCGAUUUCUAUUUUGAUUCUUUUCAAUUUGGUAACGUCAUUGGAAGUACUGGUCAUUGGUAUAGCCGUGAAAGAUUCAGGAUCCGCCACUAUGUUGUCAGUGUUGUUAUUACUAUUCUCUCUCUUAUUUGCAGGUCUAUUUAUCAACAAAGAGACAAUUCCGUUUGGUUUGUCAUGGAUUGAGAAAUUAUCAGUUUUUCACUAUGCAUAUGAAUCCCUUGCGGUAAAUGAAGUCAAUGGCUUGGUUUUGAAAGAAAAAAAAUUUGGGUUAAAUAUCGAGGUUCCAGGUGCCGUAAUUUUAUCAACUUUUGGAUUUGAUGUCAAUGCGAUCCAAUGGGAUAUUGGAUUCUUAGGCAUUUUAUUAGGGGUAUGUGUUUUAUUAGGUGGCCUCAUUUUGUCGCUAUUUGUAUAUGAGAUUCGUUGA
Messenger RNA from Pichia membranifaciens NRRL Y-2026, 4833 nucleotides. RefSeq lists its product as hypothetical. Lineage: Eukaryota; Fungi; Ascomycota; Pichiomycetes; Pichiales; Pichiaceae. The transcript is spliced from 5 exons. Gene Ontology annotation, molecular function: ABC-type transporter activity; ATP binding; methyltransferase activity. The record is from RefSeq and is a predicted model, not a curated record. The coding region runs from base 1 to 4833 and encodes 1610 amino acids. Gene Ontology annotation, cellular component: membrane.